This is a messenger RNA of Fusarium vanettenii 77-13-4, 1911 nucleotides long. RefSeq lists its product as uncharacterized. The record is from RefSeq and is a predicted model, not a curated record. NCBI's taxonomy places the organism in Eukaryota, Fungi, Ascomycota, Sordariomycetes, Hypocreales, Nectriaceae. The coding region runs from base 1 to 1911 and encodes 636 amino acids. The transcript has 4 exons.
AUGUGCCAUGACUGCCGCUCAAAUAGCGCCCGUUACAUCGCCGGACAUGCGGUCCGUCAGUACCGCGACAGCUUCUUGAAUGGCGAGGAAUGGCGUCUCAAGCUCUGCACGAACCUCCAAGCUAUUCUCUUGCUCAACCUCUGCGACCACAAGAUUACCCCUGAAACCAUGAUUCGUCACGACAAGGAUCUACGCAACUACCUGUGGUCCAGAAGCGGGCUCGACUUUCGAUACGAUCAUCACUUUGGAUCUGUUCUACGUACCAAGUACGCCGAGAAAGCGCAGAGUCUCCUGUCCGAGAUCAAGAAGUGGGAUGCGUUUGUUGUUGUCCAAUCUGGUGACCAGAAGGUCUACUAUUGGAACACAGAUAUCCUGACCAGAUACUUCAAUUCUGUUGACCAGGUAGCUCGGUGGAUCGAGGAAAAACGUGCUCAGGCGCGUGCGAGAUACGAAAACCAGGCCCCUUCGACUCCUGGGCCUAUCCGGCGCCGGCGUGUGACUUUGGCAGACCACAGAAGGGCUAGCUCUGUUUCCUCGCCUUACUAUCGGGCACCGAGCGGUUCUAGCCUGCAUCGCCGGAGCUUGUCCUUGACUGAAUCUCGUGGCACAAUGCCUCCCCCCUCGACUCCCACAACACCACGAUUUCACACCAACAUGCAGCUCACUGGUUACUCAACCCAGCCGCAUCCUUCAUCUCCGACGCAAUCAAGACCUUUGUCUCUCACCGAAGCCUUGCACGAGAUGAUUGUGGGUGAGCGCAAGGUCGAGGACAUGAUGAAGAAGAUGGAAAUCUCACCAUCACCGAGCCUGGCUGCAUCUCCACGCACAUCGUGGAUACAGGGAAGCAAUCCCGGCUCCGGUUUUCCUACUCCUCAUACCCCAUCCCGUUCUCUGCCGCAACAAAUGACAAUGGCUUCAUCCAUGGCCGGCUCUCAGCGAGGAACGCCUCAGACACCGUCACGGUUCACCACGCCAACUUCGCCCGCUUCUGGCACUCCAUUGAACUUGAACCUGACGCCCAUCCCUCUGAAUCUGGGCAGCCCUCCCAGAAGCCAGCAGUUGGGGGUGAGUCAGCCGGGUUUGGGACAGAAUUUACCCCUUUUCCAGCCUGUCCAGCUUCAAGCGACUCCCGGUGCACAGCUGGAUCCCCAUCAUCAGUUGCCAUCACAUCAGGUUUUCAUGUCCCAGCCACGCCCUAUGACAGGAGGGUCAGCUCCACUUGGUCUCAUUCCUCAGGCAGCCUCUCAAUCUACUCAGCCAAAUUCUUCUAUUCAAGCAUUCGGGCAAGCUGGCUACUUGAAUCAUCCUGCUCCACAGGCUGUCCACAGUACCAUCAAUGGUUUUGCAUUUCAGGCUGGGCAGACGGCAACAGGGUCAGUCUCUCAGCCAUUGCUCCAAUCCACUCAAUCUGCGCAGCAUGUUGCACUGCAAGAGCCUACUUCCAAAGGCGAGGCAAGUCCUCUGGUUAUGCAGCUUCUCACCCACCAUCGUCGGCAACAGUCGGGCCAACAACAAGCAUCCAGCAUUUCGCCAUCGGGAGGCCUGCUGCCAACUGACUACCAUCGCACCUUGAACACUUUUCCCCUCACUGGUUCUGCGCAGCCUGCUUCUGUUGCCACACCAACGAAGAAAGCCCGCCCAAACUUCCACUUCGGUCUCUCCCCUUUACCGGUUCCGCCCGAAGCACUGAAGCAGCCACAGGAGACCGCUCAGACAGCUACUGCCAUGACAGAUGUCAAUUCGGGGUUUACGAACUAUCGUGAGCCCACUGUGGAUGACGAGAUGGAUGAGAUGGACAAGACCCCUACUCACUGUGACCAAACCCCAGAUGAGUUUUUUGUCAAGGAUGAUGUCGGUUGCCAGGUUAAGUAUUACACUGGCGUGGGAACAGCUGAGAGAAGGACAAGAUGA